UACGCGCCAUUCACCGGAUCCAGAGCAGUCAACAUCCUCGCGCCUAACCAGAGAAAAGUACUUGUCUCUGGCCUAACCUCAAUUUCAGCAAAAUGUUAAAAACCAUCACAAACAGAGGCAUAAACUUAAGGAAAAACUACAGCCAAACUAGCAGCAUUUUAAGCUUGCUCAACGAUGACAAAUUGGGUCAGCACGUAUUCAUUCAGGGGUGGAUCAAGGCACUGCGAAAGCAGAAAGAAGUGACUUUUUUGGACAUCAACGACGGCUCAACCCCAAAAAGUUUACAGAUUGUGUCGUCGAAGAAAAAUGUUCCCAAAGUAACUGUGGGCGCUUCUGUCAGUGCCUCAGGGCUGCUGAAACAAACCGCUAAAGGUCAAAAUGAGGUAUCGGCAACAAGCGUUAAAAUGAUCGGAGAAUGUGAUCUGGAGAAAGGUUACCCGUUUGCCCCCAGAAAACGAUAUGAGCCACAAUACGUGAGGGAGUAUUUGCACUUGAGACCCAGAACUAAGACAUUCGCUUCAGUGUUACGACUUAGACAUGCAGCCUAUUUAGCCAUUCACAACUACUUGCACCAAAACCACUACAUCAAUAUACAUACACCGAUUAUCACUGCCAAUGACUGCGAGGGUGCAGGCGAGACUUUCAAAGUGGUCCCAGACAAUGAACAGCUACUGAAAAAUAUGGCAAAAAAAGACGUUCCUUUUGAUAAUGCAUACUUUGAUACCAAGGCCUAUCUGACAGUAUCGGGCCAAUUGCACUUGGAGGCAGCGGCUCACGCUCUGAACAAAGUGUACUGUUUUGGUCCCACUUUCAGAGCCGAAAAUUCAAUAUCCAGGUUUCACCUGUCCGAAUUCUAUAUGCUUGAACUAGAACAGGCUUUCUUGGACGAUCUGGACGAUCUGCUGGAUGUAGUGGAGAAAAUGAUCAAACAUGUUACUGCUGAUUUGCUCGAACACAAUUUUUCAGAUCUAGAAACUUGCAGCCAACAGAAAAUUGAAUAUUCCUGGAUUGACAAGGAAUUUAAAAGAAUACCCCAUGAAGAAGCCUUGGACAUUGUGACAAACAAAUUGAAUAAAACCGUUUCCAGCAAGACAGGCUUCACGAAAGGGGAUGAAGUGGCGUUAACGCAUUAUUUUGGUCAUGUACCUGUAUUUAUCAUAAACUGGCCCAAAGAGGAAAAACCGUUUUACAUGAAGCAGAUAAACGACGAUCAGGUGGCGGCUUUUGACUUGUUGGCCCCGUCCGUAGGAGAAAUAGUGGGCGGAAGUUUACGCGAAAAUAGCUACGAGAAGUUGAAGGCGCAAAUACCCGAAAGUAACUCUCAGUUGGACUGGUAUUUGGAUUUAAGGCGAUUUGGCAGUGUCCCUACCGGGGGCUUUGGAAUGGGAUUUGAAAGGUAUCUGCAACUCGUUCUAGGGGUUCAGACCAUCAAAGACUGCAUUCCUUUCCCGAGGUGGCCACAUAAUUGCAAGUUGUAAAUAAAUGAUAGGUAACUG
Dendroctonus ponderosae (mountain pine beetle) is the source of this 1496-nucleotide messenger RNA. RefSeq names its product probable asparagine--tRNA ligase, mitochondrial (gene AsnRS-m). NCBI's taxonomy places the organism in Eukaryota, Metazoa, Arthropoda, Insecta, Coleoptera, Curculionidae. Gene Ontology annotation, cellular component: mitochondrion. The record is from RefSeq and is a predicted model, not a curated record. Gene Ontology annotation, molecular function: ATP binding; asparagine-tRNA ligase activity; nucleic acid binding. The transcript is spliced from 3 exons. Bases 93 to 1478 code for a protein of 461 amino acids. Gene Ontology annotation, biological process: asparaginyl-tRNA aminoacylation.